Molecule: messenger RNA, 1380 nt
Organism: Eremomyces bilateralis CBS 781.70
Lineage: Eukaryota; Fungi; Ascomycota; Dothideomycetes; Eremomycetales; Eremomycetaceae
Product: inosine monophosphate dehydrogenase
Exons: 4
Coding region: 272-1192 (306 amino acids)
Molecular function (GO): nitronate monooxygenase activity
Source: RefSeq, a predicted model, not a curated record
CUCUUGGCGUCCGCCACCCAGUAAUGCUGGCGGGCAUGGACACAACGUCAGGGAGCGAAAUGGUAAGUUUAGAUCGUUUCUAUAUGCAACGACCUCAACCGUGCCGUCGCUGUGUGGUCUCCAUUUAAGACCCUCAAAUGCUUUCCUCAGAAUCGGAAUGCUUUGAGGUGAUUUAGAACAUUAUGGCUCUAAUCAUACCCUCGCAUAGGUCGCGGCCGUAGCGAAUGCCGGUGGUUUCGGGACCCUAGGCGGUGUCGCCUACACGCCGGAUAUGCUCCGCGAAAUGAUUGCAGAGACGAAAGCCAAGUUUAAGGAGCCGAAUACGCCUUUUGGUGUCGACCUUCUGCUGCCACAGGUCGGUGGCUCGGCAAGAAAGACAAACGAAGAUUACACGCGUGGGAAGCUUGAAGAAUUGAUAAACGUUGUUAUUGAGAGCGGGGCGAAGGUUUUUGUUUCGGCCGUGGGUGUACCUCCUAAGUGGGCAGUGGAGAGGUUGCAUCAGGCAAACGUGCUAUAUGCGAACAUGGUUGGACACCCCAAGCACGUGGCCAAAGCUUGUCAACUUGGUGCCGACAUCAUCAUUGCUCAGGGAGGAGAAGCUGGUGGUCACACCGGUGACAUACCAUUCAGUAUCCUCCUACCCGCCUGUGCUCAGAUCUGCUCACAGUACAAGUCACCACUUCUCAAACGGCGCGUCCUCCUAGUAGGCGCUGGUGGUGUAAGUGGCGGCGGCAGUCUUGCCGCCGCGUUGAUGUUCGGGGCCACCGGCGUCUGGGUUGGGACACGCUUCGUCGCAGCUAAAGAAAGUAAUGCGACAAAGCGUGCCAAGGAGGAGGUUAUCAAAGCCGGCUUUGACUCUGCUGUCAAGAGUCUGAUAUGGUCUGGACGCCCCUUGCGAGCGAGCAGGAAUGCAUAUGUAGACGAUUGGGAAAAUAAUCGCGCAUACGAGAUCAAGGACCUGACUAGCAGAGGGAUUGUGCCUCUGCAUCACGAGCUGGAUAGACUGCAUGAGGAGGGGAAAUUGACAGAGGAAAUUGAGGACGACGCUGUGUUAAGGCCAAUGGGUAUCGUUGCAGGUUUUGUAACAAAGCGUGAACAGCCAGCCGGCGACAUCGUCCGAGAGAUUGUUCAGGAAGCUUACGCAGUCCUUAAUUCUGCCCAAUCCUACCUGCGUCCUGGUAUGAAGCUGUAGAUAUUAAGACGGUCUGACUGCAAGAUCUGCGAGAACCACUUUCAUUUAUUAUAAAGCUGAAGAGGAAGAACUAUUUAUAAGCCAUGGGCGAUGUUUUGCAGACUUUUGCAUGUUUAUUACCUCAGCAAGCUCAGGCGGUCAGGCCAUCUAGCUCUCAGAGGAAUAGCCUUUUUUGGACAGUCACGUUA